This is a messenger RNA of Rhineura floridana, 1911 nucleotides long. RefSeq names its product tubulin alpha like 3 (gene TUBAL3). The record is from RefSeq and is a predicted model, not a curated record. The transcript has 4 exons. Bases 106 to 1482 code for a protein of 458 amino acids. NCBI's taxonomy places the organism in Eukaryota, Metazoa, Chordata, Lepidosauria, Squamata, Rhineuridae. Gene Ontology annotation, molecular function: structural constituent of cytoskeleton; GTP binding. Gene Ontology annotation, biological process: microtubule cytoskeleton organization; mitotic cell cycle. Gene Ontology annotation, cellular component: cytoplasm; microtubule.
GAUUUCAUCUUCAGGUGGAGUCAAUACUUGCUGGGAUAUAAAUUUGCUGGGAGCAGGGCAAAGCAGCUGUUUUUGCUGGAAACUUAGCAAGCGUACAGAAUCAUUAUGAGGGAGUGCCUGUCAAUCCAUAUUGGCCAAGCUGGAGUUCAGAUGGGCAAUGCCUGUUGGGAACUCUAUUGCCUGGAACAUGGAAUUCAGGCAGACGGCACCAUCCCUGGGAAUCAGACGACUCCAAAGAUCCUGGCAGAGACCGAGCAAGUGGACUCUUCCUUUGAAACUUUCUUCUGUGAGACUGCAUCCGGCAAGCACGUGCCCAGGGCGGUGUUCAUUGACUUGGAACCGACUGUUAUAGAUGAGAUCCGCACAGGGCCGUAUCACUCCCUCUUCCACCCCGAACAGCUCAUCAGUGGCAAAGAAGAUGCUGCCAACAAUUAUGCCCGAGGCCACUACACCAUUGGGAAGGAGAUCAUUGACACGGUCCUGGGCAGGAUUCGCAAAAUGGCUGACCAAUGCAGCGGCCUCCAAGGUUUCCUGGUCUUCCACAGCUUUGGCGGAGGUACAGGGUCAGGCUUCACCUCCCUUCUGAUGGAGCGACUCUCGGUAGAGUACAGCAAAAAGUCAAAACUGGAGUUCUCGGUGUAUCCUGCCCCACAGGUCUCCACUGCAGUAGUGGAGCCCUACAACUCCAUCUUGACCACCCACACCACCCUGGAGCACUCGGACUGCUCAUUCAUGGUGGACAAUGAGGCCAUCUACGACAUCUGCAACCGUAACCUUGACAUUGAACGUCCAACUUACACCAACCUCAACCGCUUGAUUGGGCAGAUCGUAUCGUCCGUAACGGCUUCCCUGAGGUUUAAUGGUGCCUUGAAUGUUGACCUGAUAGAAUUCCAGACUAACUUGGUGCCUUAUCCACGGAUCCACUUCCCAUUGACCACUUACGCCCCCAUCAUCUCUGCAGAGAAGGCCUACCAUGAGCAGCUCUCUGUGCCAGAGAUUACCAACGCCUGCUUCGAGUUCUCCAACCAGAUGGUGAAAUGCGACCCUCGGCGAGGCAAGUACAUGGCUUGCUGCCUGCUGUACCGGGGAGAUGUUGUGCCCAAAGAUGUCAACGCGGCUAUCGCAGCCAUUAAGACCAGGAGAUCCAUCCAGUUUGUGGACUGGUGUCCCACCGGCUUCAAGGUGGGCAUCAACUAUCAGCCCCCCACUGUGGUGCCUGGGGGAGACCUGGCAAAAGUGCAGCGAGCUGUCUGUAUGCUAAGCAACACCACUGCGAUUGCCGAGGCCUGGGCCCGGCUGGACCACAAGUUUGACCUGAUGUACGCCAAGCGGGCCUUUGUGCACUGGUAUGUUGGGGAGGGCAUGGAGGAGGGGGAGUUCUCUGAAGCCCGGGAGGACCUCGCUGCCCUGGAGAAAGAUUAUGAAGAAGUCGGGAGGGAUUCUGCAGAUGGGGAGGAAGAAGAUGCUGAGGAAGAAUAUUAGGUCAAGCGCACGCGCCUGCAUGUGCCAAAUCUGCAUGUAAUGGGGGGAGGGGGGAGAGGAGACAUGAACAAAAGCAAACUGUUUUUAACAUCAGAAUUCUAAUCUCAGUGUUUUUUGGGGUUUUUUGUAUCUCUUGCAAGACUUGUGCAGCAUAAGGACGCUUUGGACACCUUGUACUUUGUUCAGAAGGCACUUCCUAUAGCUUUUUAAAUCUUUACUUCCUGUCUUACAAUUAUGCAAAGUCAGCUCUUUUCUGAGUGUGGAUCCUGGGAGGGGAGGGGCAGAUGUCAGAGGUGGCUGCGCUUGGCUGUUGCGUGUCACUUCUCUGCACAGCUCAAGAACUGGGGGUGGGGAAGUACCCUUGAUUAUUAGGGGAAUGCAAUAAUCUGCUUCUUUGUACUUAAAUAAUAAUAAAGUUGGACAACUCUA